Molecule: messenger RNA, 1365 nt
Organism: Orbilia oligospora ATCC 24927
Lineage: Eukaryota; Fungi; Ascomycota; Orbiliomycetes; Orbiliales; Orbiliaceae
Exons: 2
Coding region: 1-1365 (454 amino acids)
Source: RefSeq, a predicted model, not a curated record
AUGCAUUUCUCCACUCUUUUGACGACGGCAACUGUUGCCCUCGUCGGACUUACAGAUAUCACAUCUGCCCAUGCGGUCAUCAUGGAUGCUUGGGGAAGCAAUAACCCUAAACUCCAUGGCUGGGGUCUCGGAUUCAGCUACAAGAAUACCCGCAGGGAUCCUUUGGGCCGUCUUCUAGACGUAGCUGUCUUCGACCGAACUGUCUUUCAUGAUAGAAACAACGCUACCUACCUCAACUACGGUUGUGGAUUCUCAGGCAACAGCGUUGGCUGGCACCUCAAGACCAACAAACCGGGUGUUUGGAAUGCGCAAAAGCGUAAGAAGACUUUCUUCGAACGCAAAGCUGAUCCCGAGGGACGUAUCAAUGUGCCAAGGGGUAUCGAGGGUCUAGCUCUCCACGAAAACAAGGGUAACGUCAGGAGACGCUGGGGUCCCCAGGAUGGCCGCGGAGUCAGGACGGGUAUCCCCAAAGUUGUCGCUGGAAGAACCAUGGUGGUUAUGUCACGAACUAUCAAGGGGAAUGCCAGACUUCUAAACUGUAGAAUCGACUAUAAUGGUAAUGGAAAGACCUGGACUAGGCACUUGAAACUCCUCUCCUGUGGUCGGGCUGGUCGACCGCUCACCGCAGGGUGUUCGGUAAACAAGCUUGGCAAGGUUUUCAAUAAAUUUAGAUUCCAGCUACCACCAAAUAUGGACUGUCGCGGAUCUUAUGGAGCAAAUAAGGGAAUUAAGAACAUCUGCAUCGUGCGCUGCCAGGAGGGUUCUCUCAACGGCCCAUUCGGUGGAUGUGUUCCAAUUCAACAAAGAAGACGAAACCCUGUCAGAACAGUCGUGGUCAACAAAACAGUCGGAGGGAAGACCGUAAGGGUCACCCAAUUUGUCACUGAAACAUCCAAGAGCCCUGCCGUUCAACCAGUGACAACUGUUACAAACACCAUCAUUGAAACUGUCACUAGACGUCCUCCGCCGAGGAUGACCGUGCGAGUUGUCAAGGUCGUCAAACUUCCCCACAGAUACAUCGUCUAUAUCAAUGGCAAGGCAACGCCUACAAGUGCUACUAAGGUCAACCAGGUUAUCACCGAGACUGUUACUGUCACCGCCAAGCCCGUUAUUGAAACCGUCACUGUUAUCCAAAAGGAAGAAUUCCAGGACGAAACCGGCGGCACUGAAACUAGCGAGGAUGAUGAUAGCGACCCAGAGCUUAAGGACCAGCAAGACGAAGAAGAUGGUGAAGUCCCCGCAGACGGAGACAAUACCCCAGCUAAUGAUGGCGAUGGCAAUGACGGCAAUGACGGCGAUGACGGCGAUGAAGGCGAUAACGAUGGAGAUGUUGAACUUGAUGAGGAUGCGGAAAUGGGCUACUAG